ACAAAUUACAUCUUCAAGUUCACGUAGAAACAUUCAGCUUGUUGGUAACUAACUUUUAAAUAUUCGUAUCCAUUGUCACGUAUCAUCCUUCGGUGAUUUAAAUGCUGGUCGCACAGUAUGAGAGAUAGUCUUUUUUUUUCAAUUUAACUCUCAGAACGAAAAUUGCACUUAACAUUUUUCAUUCCUUUGAAUUAAAAUCUACUAAUGGAUAUAAUUAGUCUAUUUGGAAUUUUAAUAAAUCGACUGGAGAAGUACAUUGAAUAAUUUUUAACUGUGCGGUACACGAAGGUGAAUAACAUAUGGGAUUUGCUAAUUGACGCGUGUGAAUGACUUCAGUGGAAUAACAAGUCUCGCGAGACUUAAGGAAAUAUUUUCAAUCUAACGUAGUACAUGGAAAUCUUUGUUAUCGUUACAUUGACAUCUUCGUUAAUCGACGAAUUUUUGCGAAAACGAUUACAUCCCGUUAUAAUUGCAUAAAUUAAUAAAUACGUAACAACUGAAUAUCUGUUCGAGCAAAAUAAUAUUUUACUGCUACUAGGAGAAUGGGAUUUAGGAAUAUUGCCCUUUGCGCGAAGGUUUUAGCUCAUUCGACCAUUAAGAAAGUGAAAGUUCGCUUCUAUUGGACGGAUAUUUUCCUAAUAAUAAUAUGAAUAACAAUAGAUUUAAAAGAUUACACGGUUUUAUGUUUUUGCGAAUCUCAUCCGGUGCGUUAAUACUCGAUGUGGCCUGGAAUACCUGAACUCAUCGUGACUCACAAAAAUAUUGAACACGUAUGAUAUUUGAAAAAUUUAUGAGACGCGACUGUCGUAAAUACAUUAAAAGAAUUCGGUUUUGAAAUGUGCGCAGGGAUUACUUCCCGUGUGUUCGUACCAGAACCUCGUUGUCAUUGAUAGUACAUAAAUUGUCUGAUUUAUGUGAAACUUCAGCAGCCCGACGUCUGACGAUUACAAUACUAAAGAAGUUUCGCGGUGUCCAUGAAAAUUUUCUAUGGUCCGAAUGGUUUCAUCGGGAAACUCGGUGAAAAAUGGUUUCGAGGCGGAAGAUUCUGUCUCGAUCGAGGGACAAUCUCGUCGAAUCGCAGUAUGAGGACCAAGAGGAAGAGGACGUGUGGUAUAAUCUCGAUAAACUGUACAAGGACCACAUUCAAGAGGUACUGGACAAAUGGAACCAGAUCGACGAUGAAAUUUGGGCCAAGGUAAUCGUUUUCGAAAGGAAUCGAAGGGUAGCAAAAGCUUACGCCAGAGCACCCGUCCUUACGAUCAAUGGAUCCAACGAUGGAUUCGAUGGUUUCAGGAUAGGAUUGUGCGGCUUUGAGAAUCCUAUGAGAGACCAAAAGACGGAGGAAGCGAAAAAACAUAUAAACCAAGGUGUAAAGAUCAAGAUGGACGAGCAGGGGAAUAUACUAAUAAAAAGGCUGUGUAAAAAUAACGUUUACAUAAAGUCGACCAGUCAGGAAGACAACGCAAUUGGAGCAGAAAUUGCACGGAAUUCUCAAGGAGCGUUAGAACACGAGAAACCGGGGAAAGUGUUCGAAAUGAACAAAUUUCAAGCGAAUCUUUCCCGAGAAACUCGAAGAGCGUACCCGGACAGAAGAAGACUGGAGAUGCAGUGCCUAAGCGCGAUUGUCUUCGUUAGAACCGAACCGGAUCUUCUUCAGUGUCCCGUUUGGGUUCUCAUUGUAAACGUCGUCGGCUUGGACAUGUUAAAGUCCAAGUUACCACCAGUUCUAGCUCUACAAAGGCCGGUGGAUAUUAAAAAUCGGCCUAGGAUACCGAUCCCUGAUGAGGAUCCGUACAGUGUAGCAGGAGUCUCGUCUUCAAUCGGAGUUCCCGAGUCAUUCCCACAGGACAGAGAGUCCCGAGAACAGAUCUACCCUCAAGCGUCGAGUAGACACAGAAGAGCCGAAAGACCACCAAAACUGCCGCCAAGAGAAAAUCUUUACGGCCAUGACAUACCCAAGCCUGAUUACGACGACAUAGAGGAUGACUAUGCUAGAAAGCCUGUCAUAACGAAUGACGACAAGAGAAGUAGAAACGAUGACAAAAAGAAAUACGACGAUCCGUAUUAUUGUGGAUUACGCGCUCGGGUUCCUAAUUUCGUGAAGAUGGCGAAGAAUAGUAAAAUAUCAACGAGAGGAUAUUCUAGACCUCCUCAUAACCAAGCACCCACCUACGCUGCCGCAGGAUAUGCCAGCAGUCAAUCUUCGCAAAUCUAUGGCCAUUUACCCGGGAACCGACCACCUAUUAUGUACCAUGCACGAAGCUUCGAAAGUGGACUCGAUUCGGAUGGUAGAAACGAAUCGCCGUAUCAUCAUAUAUACGGAAGGUUUCCCGUACCAACCAGAGGCGUGAUCCCACCCUCACCUAGAGCCAUGUAUAUUGGAGAUUGGGAUUAAAGAUAGACGAAAUUAACAAAAAUUAGAUGAUAUGCGAAACGAAUGUUCGAUAAGAGAACAAGCCAAUAUCACCAAAUGCUGACGUCACGGAAGAUAACGUAACAGUACACGAAGGAGGACAGUUGGAGGAGACUUAUGCGUAAGAAGAGCACACGUGUCGGUUAAGAAUAGAAUAAAAUAAAGACUACGUGCAAGAACAUAACAAUUAGGUACAGAAUGAGCUAAAAGUGGAAAAAUAAUAUGAAAAGGAAGAAACUAAUCUUCCGUUUGUACCUAUAAACUGUAUAUUGUUAAUGUACUACUUGAAAUACUCAAAUUUUUAUUGCAAUAAAAUUGUAGAACAAUG
Molecule: messenger RNA, 2741 nt
Organism: Ceratina calcarata
Lineage: Eukaryota; Metazoa; Arthropoda; Insecta; Hymenoptera; Apidae
Gene: exp
Product: expansion
Exons: 9
Coding region: 1025-2395 (456 amino acids)
Biological process (GO): regulation of DNA-templated transcription
Molecular function (GO): protein binding
Source: RefSeq, a predicted model, not a curated record